CCAACAAUGCAAUACCGGUACUUAACAUGACGUCAUUUUCGCGCAAAUUGUCAAUUUGACAGCCGACGCUUUUGCAAAAUGGAAAAUGUCAACAAAAGAGCGAAAGCUUUUAACGAGCGCGAAAUCGAAGUAAUGACAGAUUACAUGAAAUUGAAUAUUCACAAGCUUAGAAUGAAUCAUGGCUCGGGCGGUCCGGGCAUGGUUGCUCGAGUCCGUGAGAUCUGGGACGAACUUUUAGCUGGUGUAAACGCAUGCGGAAACGGACCGAGGACACUACAACAAAUCAAGGAAAAGUGGAGGAACAUGACCAAAAACGCUAAAGCCGACGUUUCAAAGCAGCGAAAUCAUGCUGCCGCUACGGGGGGAGGACCGCCAUUGACUGAAAUGUCGCAGACCUCGCAGGCGGUGGCGAGUCUGUUUACCCAUUCGGCAUCGUUUCAUGGCGUCGUGGACGACGCAGAUACCGUCAUCGCGGUUACUCCUCCAUCGCCGGGGUUCCUGGGCCUGCCCUUAAUGGAGUUAUUAACCGCCAUGGACAUCCCUUCGGUGUGGCGGAAACCUUUCAAGACAGUAAGAACCGAAAUACGACUGUCUACUCCGACAUCCACAGACUAA
Messenger RNA from Dreissena polymorpha, 615 nucleotides. RefSeq lists its product as uncharacterized. NCBI's taxonomy places the organism in Eukaryota, Metazoa, Mollusca, Bivalvia, Myida, Dreissenidae. Bases 79 to 615 code for a protein of 178 amino acids. Gene Ontology annotation, cellular component: nucleus. The transcript is spliced from 4 exons. The record is from RefSeq and is a predicted model, not a curated record.